Messenger RNA from Microthlaspi erraticum, 474 nucleotides. NCBI's taxonomy places the organism in Eukaryota, Viridiplantae, Streptophyta, Magnoliopsida, Brassicales, Brassicaceae. The record is from the annotation of a GenBank genome assembly.
AUGAACAAGGGCGGUGGUUCCGGUGGCGGUGGACCCGGUGGCAAUGAACCAAAAGGGCCGACGGCCGCCGCAGCCGCUGCUGCCUUACAGAAGCAAAAGUCAUUACUACAAAGAGUAGAGGCUGACAUCACAUCCGUCGUCGAUAACUUCACGCAAAUCGUCAAUGUCGCAAGGGUGAAUGAUCAGCCGGUGAAGAACUCGCAGGAAGCGUACAUGAUGGAGAUGCGAGCUUCGAGAAUGGUUCAAGCAGCUGAUUCUCUUCUGAAACUUGUAUCGGAGCUGAAGCAAACUGCGAUUUUCUCUGGAUUUGCAUCACUAAACGAUCACGUGGAACAGAGAAUUGAAGAGUUUGAUCAAGAAGCUGAGAAGACUAAUCGAUUGUUGGCUAGAAUAGCAGACGAUGCUUCAGCCAGUCUUAAAGAGCUCGAGUCUCAUUAUUAUUCUUCUGCUCAGAGAUUGACUCUUGACAGUUAG